ACACCUUUUAAGAUAUAUUUUAUUUUAUUUUUAAAAUUAAGUUCUAGUCAUGUUACAGUAUAAAAAUAUAUAUUAAAUUUUUUUAUUUACCUAGAUGUGUGUUUUAAGUUGCAGAAAAAAAUAUUUAUUAAUAGUAAAUAAUUAAAAGAACAUUUAAAUUAAUGAAAAAAUAAUUUAUUUAUUUAUUUCACUUGCUGAAAAAAUUUACAAUAUUGUUUUAUAAAAGAUUAAAAUAAUACUGAUUGAUAUUAUAAUUUUACAACCGGACAGUGGAUUAUCGAUCAGUAGUAGAAUCAAAAGUUAACUGAUGAAAACGACAGUUGUUUGAAGACUGUUGCGCAGUUUAGAGCCAAUAAAAAAAAAAAUAUUAAUCAACUAAAAAAUAAAUUUUGAUUAUUUAAAAAUGAAUAUAAAAUACACAAUAUAAAUAAAUCAAAAAAAAAAAAAUAAAACUAUUAAUUAUUUUAUUCUAAAUAUAAUUGAAUAAUAUUUCAUGAAAAAAAAAAAAGUAUAUAUUCUAAAAUAAUUUACAAGAAAUUUUGAUGAUCUAAAAAGGGCACGACCUAAAGAUUACAAAUAAGAUAAUAAAUUACAAAAUAAAACUUGUAAAAAAUGAAUGGAAAACAAGCUGAACGUAAACUAGCAAUAUUUUAUUUAUCAUCAUUAAUAUUAUCAUCAAUAUCAACAAUUUUUUUUACAAUAAUAUGGAAAUACUGGUCAGAAACUUUAAAUGAUUGUAUAGAAAUUGAUUGUGGAUGUAUAUUAUACAGUGUAAAUAGUUAUAAAAAUUUUCGUGGACGUGAUGUUAGUUUUUGUAAAUAUCCAAUUUACAGUUUGAUUCCAUCAAUGACUGUUGGAUUGAUACUUGGUGUUUAUCAUGCUUACAGAAGUUUUAUACAUAGAAAUUUAGAUGAUCCACAAAUAAGCCAAGUUGUUGGUGAAAUUGAUGGUGAUAAUUGUGGCAAUGUAUUUAUUGUUGGUCCUAAAAAACGAUCACCAUGUAGAGUUUGGUGGAUACCUGGUUUUUUAGCAGCAAUUAUUUGUCUCAUUUCAUUGGCACAUGCUUAUUUUAUCUUGGAUGGGUAUUAUCAAACUUGUGAUGAAUAUAGAAAAUAUAUUAUUCAAACUCUUGGUUCAACUGGACGUGAAGUACAGGCAAUUCAUAAUCGUUUAAGUUGCAAUGCAAUAUUUGAUUAUAUGGAUUAUUUACAUCCAGAUAAUUAUUAUUGGAGAAGAGGAGUUGAAAUUUAUACUGGUUAUUUUUUUCAAAUUACCAUUGUAACAUCUUGGCUUAAUUUUUUAUCAUGGAUUAUUAUUUUUGUCAUUAAUAUUCACAUGGCUAGACAAAAAAAAAAUAAAUUUAGAACAUAAAUUAUUAUAUUUUUAAAUGUUUUAUUUAUAAUACAUUUAUUUUUUCUUUUUAUACAUAGAAUAUACAUUUAAAUUAUAUUUUUUAUUUACACUAUUGACUCAUACAAAGAGCAAUACAAACUACAAUAGUAUAAUAGAAAAAAUACUUGAUUAAAAUUCAUUAAUCACUUUGAAUUAAUUAAAUCAUUAACUCAAAUUAUUUUUAUAUAUAUUUUUAUCUUUUAUUUUUCAUAAUAAAUCUACUUAUGCACAUUGCAAAACCUCAUAUAAACUAUAAAAAAAAAAUACAAAUCAACAACCAAAUAUUUAUACAAUAAUAAUUAUUUUUUGUACAAUUGUUUUUUAUAUUUUAAAAUACAUAUUUCAUUGAAACAAAAAAAUUAAUUUCUUUUUUUUUAUACACUGUUUUGUUUUAUAUAUAAAAAAAAAAAAUUCGAAAUAUCAUAACUAUUUAGCUCCAAAAUUCUAAGGCCAUUAAUUUUUUUUCUUUAAAUAAUAUAUAUCAAAAAUGAUGAUAUUGUAUAAAUUUAUUUAUAUCAUAAACUGCGCCUUUAUUUAAUGAUUAAUUAAUUAUUUUUUAAUGUAUUUUAUGAAUUCAAAAUCAAUAAAAAAAUUAAAAUAAAUGCGAAAUUUUUAAUUUUUAAUUUUUUCAUAUUAACAACUAUUUGUUUGAGUACUGGUAUUUCACUUAAGUAUACUUUGUUAACGAUAUACGAUUAAUUUAUAAUAAAUAAUUUGCGAUUCAUUAAAAAGAAAUCAGAAAAAAAAAA
Messenger RNA from Aphidius gifuensis, 2141 nucleotides. RefSeq lists its product as uncharacterized. The transcript has 4 exons. The coding region runs from base 613 to 1371 and encodes 252 amino acids. The record is from RefSeq and is a predicted model, not a curated record. NCBI's taxonomy places the organism in Eukaryota, Metazoa, Arthropoda, Insecta, Hymenoptera, Braconidae.